Messenger RNA from Patiria miniata (bat star), 3977 nucleotides. RefSeq names its product protein Aster-B-like. The transcript is spliced from 20 exons. Gene Ontology annotation, biological process: intracellular sterol transport. Lineage: Eukaryota; Metazoa; Echinodermata; Asteroidea; Valvatida; Asterinidae. Gene Ontology annotation, molecular function: sterol transfer activity; sterol binding. Gene Ontology annotation, cellular component: endoplasmic reticulum membrane; plasma membrane; endoplasmic reticulum-plasma membrane contact site. The record is from RefSeq and is a predicted model, not a curated record. The coding region runs from base 179 to 2968 and encodes 929 amino acids.
GGCUUCAUCGCGACGCGGAUGAGGCAGCCAGACCACAUUGACAUUAUACGUUUUACAUAAUCAUCAUCCUUACUAAGCGGAUUUGAUUUUUAUCAUCAAAUAAUGCCUUCCAUAAACUGGACUUUGCUCUUUUGAUGCAUCAAUUUCGCCCUUCUUAACAUCGCAAGUCGGUCGAGAAAUGGCCCAGAAACAGAACAGGUUUCUGGAUUUCCUCAACCCGACCUCCGGAAACAACCGAGAUCGGCGCAGUUUCCAACCGGCGGUAACGCCAGAUUCCCCGGCCAACCAGUUGUCCCCGAACUCGGACAGUGCUUCGAAUGUGUCCGUGAAUUCUCAGGAUGGGAUUGAACAUGGCGAAGAAGCCGUCCUGGCGUUAACACCCGGUGAAAUAGCGGGACUUCCGAAGACAAAUUCGCCCUCGCGAGCCGCUUCCUCGCGAUCUUCACCGGCACCGGAACCGGCCUUGUUUUCAGGACCAGGUCAGAGAGAGGCUUUGUCCCCGGGCGUUCCAGGUGACAGCGCCGUAUCCGGCCCACUGCCGACGCCCGGUGCUGGGUCAGACCGGUCAGAUCCGUCACCCACUGUAGGCAACAGAGGUUAUGCAAGUUCUGCAAGUACACCAGUUGUUGUGAUUGUUGGAGGGGAUUCGAAAGAAGACGAAAGACACGAGAAUUACCCGGAAGCAGGGGAGGCGGAAGGCGAGAAGGAGAGGGGAACAGUGACAACCGUUGCCAUGCCGCCCGUUAAACAAACCAAUGAUGGGGCGGUCCGGGACAAAGAUGCAAAGCGAAGUACCAGUUUGAAACAUUCGAUUUUCCGAAGGGGCAGUAGACAGGCCAAAGGAGAUCGUCAGAGCAGCGAUUCAGCCUCCAGGGAACCCCUCUCUAGCGAGAGUGAAGUCGACUCUGGUAAUAAUGGCCCACCAUCAGCUAGUCAACCUUCCCCCGUCCAUGUCUCUCGAUCCUGUCCCUCUGAGCUUCCACUCCUAGAAGAACAGCAGCGGCAACAACAGCAGAAUCUUGGCUUUGAGACAUCAGGUUCCUCCCUGGGCUCGCCCUCAGAGAAGUUGUCCCCCGCCGGCCGAAGUGACAAGGAGGACAAAUCGCCCAAGUCCGUCAAGAGAAACAGCAGUAAAAAGACUCCGUGGUACACGGUUCUGUCAGCUUCCUACAAAUCUAAAUCGGAGGAAUUCCGAAAGUACUUCAAGAACAUCCACAACAGCGAAAAGCUCAUUGCAGACUACUCCUGCGCUCUUCAGAAGGACAUCCUUGUGCAGGGCAGGAUGUACGUGACGGAAAACUGGCUCUGCUUCUACGCCAACAUCUUCAAGUGGGAAACCCUGCUCACCAUCAGACUGAAGGACAUUACGGCCAUUACCAAAGAGAGAACGAUACGACUGAUACCUAAUGCAGUACAGAUAGCUACAGAAAGUGAAAAGUAUUUCCUCACCUCCUUCAUGUCCAGGGACCGAACCUUCCUGCUGCUUUUCAAGGUCUGGCAGAAUGCGUUACUGGAUCAGAAAAUGCCGGCCGCGGAAUACUGGACCCGUGUCCACAGCAACUACGGCACCAAUCUGGGGCUGAGCCCCGACGAGCUUCCCGAGGACUACGUCCUUCCAUACCUUUCUCCGGACGAAACGGAGAACGGAGAUGACGAGUCCAAGAGCCAAGGCACGGAAGGGAUGGAAGAAGAAGAUGAUGAUGAAGAUGAUGAUGACGUAGUUGAGGAGGAUGACAGCGAAGAAGAGCUUUCAGUGCAAGAAGGACUUACCAGGUCAGAAGUGGGGAGUCAAGAUGCCAUGGGUCAAGAGGCCACGGCGAGCGGGUCAGACGCCCUGGCUUCCAAAGCUUUGGACGAAGAAGGUGAAGUGGAAUCCCUGGAUCCAAAGCCCUUACACGCUAACGCCAAGGAAUACAUGAACUCUUACUUCAACGUGACGGUGGACACAUUCUUUGCGGCGAUGUACAACAAGGAGCAUCCGCUCUACAGAAACUUCCUUCUCCAUAGAAAACACACAGAUCUCAACAUUGGCGAAUGGGAACAGAAUGAGGAGCAGGAUAUAAGGCAUGUCUCCUACACAUUUCACCUGAACAACCCUGUGGGACCGAAAUCUUGUGGAGUGGAAGAGCGUCAGAUAUUCUUUAAGAAUUGGAGUCGGCCCGGCCACAGCUAUGUCGUCAACAUUGAGGUCUGUCAGACUGGGGUUCCGUAUGCCGAUUAUUUUUACACGGAGGCGAGAAUGGUGAUUACCAGAGUGUCGAGUACCAGUUGUCACGUGAGGGUCACUGCUCAUCUCGUCUACAAGAAGUCGCCCUGGGGACCCAUCAAAAGCUUCAUCGAAAAGAAUUCAUUCAGCGGCAUCAAAGUGAAGCACGUCGAACUCGAUACAUACGUCAGACAGCAUUUGGAAAGCCGGGCACCAGUUAAACAGGUCACCAAGAAGACACGGAAGAGGAAACUUGUGGGCGGGGUCAGCAAGGAAGAGAAGGAGGAGUCGCGACCACUCAGAAGGAUGGAAUCAGUGCCAGCAGUCGCCGCCAAACCAUCGUCAAUAGCAAGAUAUCUACCUCCAUGGCUCAGGACCGAUUCCAGAAACAUCAUGCUGCUAAUUUGUAUAUUCUUAACUCUCUUGUCAAUAGUCAAUGUGUCGUUAUUCCUACAACUUCAAACACUCGAGCAGCUUGCAGUCAGGACGGAAGGUGACUGGAAGACGGGAGGCUUUCCCGACAAACUCAAAGACAUUCCCCAAACCAAAGACGAGUGGUCAGCGUUACUACAGAAGCAGUUAUACUACCAUGAGCUGGAGAUGGAUCGGUGGCGGGAGGUGCUAGGACUCUGCAUUGACCUCAUGAAAAAGAUGGAAGUAACGUUACAAGAGCUCCACACAGGCAUCAAACCCACCAGGAUACCGGACUUGGACACAGUCCUCCAAAACCUCAAAGAGAACACACAGCAGAACGAGGAAUGAAGUACAUAAGCCAGGGAAGGAACAAGUAUAUCCCGGCCAAUUCUUUACUACAGGGUUUAGGGGGAGAGUUUUAUGGAGUGUCGUAAUCGUGCCAUCGAAUCGAUAGACUGUACUGUGUGGACUCCAUGCUGGGAAUGUAGAUGUGGCUGCUUGGCCUACUGAUAAAGAACCAAGGAAGAACCAAGGAAGGACGCAUUGUGUGUCUUACUUGUUCACACCUGUGAAUAGCACCAGGGCCCGAUUUCACGGCGCUGCUUAACAGUUAGCAGAAAAGUUGUGUUUAGCAUAGCAGAAAAAUUUGCUAACCUUAAGCACAAUUUCACGGCGUGGACGUGCUAACGGUCGCGCGUGCAUAGAGAUUUCUAUUGUUACGUCACUGAGUUAAGCACAUUUUUCCCCUGAAGUUAGCGUGUCUUUUGCUGUGCUUAUGCUAACGGUCUCAAUGAAAUAGAUGGAGGCUCUGUUAGCAGAAAAUCGUGUGCUUAGCAGCGCCGUGAAAUUGGGCCCAGGUGUACUAUGUGCAUAUAAACAAUUUGCAAGUGAACCGUGCAAAAACCAGUGGAGUCUUCAAGUGAAAGGGCACAUCCUUCUUUUCAGUGGGCGUAGUGAUGCAAGGGAUUCACACCACUGACGUGAACUGGUUGAAACAACGGUGCACAGCAAAAAAGUGGGCCAGGGAUGACAAAUCAACGCUUCGGAAAGGAAGCAGUCAAAACCGCCUUCACUGAUGAGAGAUUCGUGGUUAUGUUCCACAUUUCCCGUUAUUUACUACUUACAUGUACCCGUGUGUGAAACAGCCUGUGUAUUACCACCGUUUGGCAGAUGUUUUCAGCAGCGAAGGUGAUUAACCUUCCGGACAUGUACACGAGCAAAUGUAAGUGGGAACUGUAGCUCACCACACUGUUGACAAUCUUUGCUGGAAUCCACGCUGGUCGAUUAUGGGCUAUGUUAAGGAGAAUACACGAGAAAGUGUGGAUUCGUAAUUUAAGAAUUCACGAGGCGCGAAGCG